Molecule: messenger RNA, 2198 nt
Organism: Microdochium trichocladiopsis
Lineage: Eukaryota; Fungi; Ascomycota; Sordariomycetes; Xylariales; Microdochiaceae
Product: peptidase family M20/M25/M40
Exons: 1
Coding region: 36-1805 (589 amino acids)
Cellular component (GO): fungal-type vacuole lumen
Molecular function (GO): metallocarboxypeptidase activity
Source: RefSeq, a predicted model, not a curated record
CGUCAUAGUCUGCACCGCCUGGAACAACCACCACAAUGACUGAGAAGCAAGGCCUCCUCCCCUCGGCCGUAAGCGCCCCGGCGCCCAGGAGCCGCGCCAGCUCCCCUUACUGGGCAACCCUCUCAAAGGUCGCCGUCGCCGCCCUCCUGCUCAAGGUCUUUGGUGGCGCGUACCUCGCCCUCGACUCGCCCGGCUAUGGUGGCCAGGAGCCCCUCAAGGCUCGCUGCGACCAGGCCGAGCCGCUCUCCCCGUCCUUCAGCAGAGACCACCUUGACAAGAUGGCCGGCUACAUCGACUCGCCAGAGUUUCUCAAGGCCGCCGUCGCCAACAUGGCCGGCGCCGUCCAGAUCCCCACAGAGUCCUACGAUGACAUGGGCCCUGUCGGCGAGGAUCCCCGCUGGGAAGUGCUCUUUGAGUUUGCCGAGUAUCUCAAGAAGACGUUCCCGCUGGUCCACAGCAAGCUCAACCUCGAGACUGUCAACACCCACGGCCUUGUCUACACCUGGAAGGGCUCGGAUUCGUCUCUCAAGCCUACCGUUUUCAUGGCCCACCAGGACGUCGUGCCUGUUGCCAAGGCCACCAUCGGCCAGUGGACAUACCCGCCUUUCAGCGGCCACUACGAUGGCAAGUACCUUUGGGGGCGAGGUUCCAACGACUGCAAGAACAAUCUUAUUGGCAUCCUCGAGUCUGUAGAGCUGCUCCUCCAGGCCGAUUACGAGCCCAAGCGUACGCUGGUUCUGUCUUUCGGCUUCGACGAGGAGAUCUCAGGCUUCCACGGUGCCCAGCCUCUUGCUGCCUUCCUGCUCGAGCGCUACGGCAAGGAUGGCGCCGCCGUCAUUGUUGACGAGGGUGCUGGCAUUGCUGAGGCAUGGGGCACCAACUUUGCCAUUCCUGGCGUCGCCGAGAAGGGCUACAUUGACGUCGAGAUUAUUCUUCGCAUGCCUGGCGGCCACUCGUCCAUUCCUCCUCAGCAUAAUGGCAUCGGUGUCAUGGCCGAACUCAUCACCCAGAUCGAGGCCAACCCGUACGAGUCGCGUCUCUACAAGGAGAACCCGUUUCUCGGCCUCCUGCAGUGCGGUGCCGAGUACAGCGAGGAGUUCCCCAAGAAGCUGCGCAAGCUGCUCCCCUCACACGCUGCCAACACCUGCGCCCGGAAGGAGGACAAGCUCGCGCUGGAGGCUGCCAAGCUGGGGGACGCCUUCAAGUACCUGUUCACUACCUCGCAGGCGCCUGACAUCAUUAGCGGUGGUGUCAAGUCGAACGCCCUGCCCGAACGCACCGUCGUCCUCGUCAACCACCGCGUCAACGUCGGCGAGCAGACUAGCGUCGUCAAGGACAAGCUGACCAAGAUCGCCCAUGGCAUCGCCAAAAAGUACAAGCUCGACGUGCAUGCCUUCACCAACUCGACCGGCGAGACCCCAUCGUCCAUCACCCUUCGCGACACCGGCCGUGCUCUGGAGCCUGCGCCUGUCACACCUACUGAGCUCUUCUCCACCGAGGGCAGCGACAACGCCACUCUCUCUCCCUACGGCGUCAUCGCUGGCACAACCCGCGCUCUUUACGGCAAGUCCAUGGUGGUUGCCCCGGGCAUCAUGACGGGCAACACUGACACAAAGUACUACUGGGACCUGUCGCGUCACAUCUUCCGCUGGGGCCCGCAGUUCGACCCAGAGGAGGAGAGCGGCAGCGGCCUGCCCGAGGGCAUCCACACCGUGAACGAGCGCCUCAACGUCCGCGCGCACAUCAACGGUGUCAAGUGGUACAGCUCUUUCAUCCGUAACAUGGAUGAGUCGAGAUUGCCUUGAAUUGGGGUUGCUACGAUGUUGCGACAUGCACGAGAUUUCUUGGCAAGGAUUCUAUGUUGGAUCAAGACCCCAGAAAAGUCGAAAACUGCCAGUCGUCGGAGAAUUAUAUAGGACAAAGUAAUAUCUUCUACUUCACAAAAGAGUGUGGCUAUAUAUCCCAGAUUCUCACACAAAAUUGCACCAUGGUGAUUUUCCUUAUCCUUCGUGUCCCUGCCGAAGUGGCCUUAUCGCGGACCAGGGGCAGUACUUUCGUUAGCUCCAUUGACUCCGCUCCGAACACGGACGCGACGCAGUAACAGAGGCCACGAGGAAACUACAUAUCGUUGCCAGAAAUAGUAUCCCAUGCUGAUAUCCUUGGCCUUUAAUGAAUUCAAUGUCACACAACAAGACUGC